Molecule: messenger RNA, 1722 nt
Organism: Miscanthus lutarioriparius
Lineage: Eukaryota; Viridiplantae; Streptophyta; Magnoliopsida; Poales; Poaceae
Source: the annotation of a GenBank genome assembly
AUGGCCGCCGCCAAUUCCCUCCUGCACGCACCAGUCCCCCGCGGGGCCGCCGCCACCCGCUCGCCCCUCUCUCCUCCCGCGCCCACUCCUCCCUUCCUCCUCCGUCUCCGCGCUCGGCGCCCUCACCGCCGCCUCCUCCGCUCCUCCUCCCCGACCGCCGCCUCCGACCUCACCGCCUUCCCUCCCCCGAACCCGAACGGGAUCUUCGCGUCCGACCCUCCCAUCGACGUGGACGCCGCCACGGAGGCGGACCUGCGGGAGAACGGGUUCCGGAGCACGCGCCGCACCAAGCUCGUCUGCACCGUGGGCCCCGCCACCUCGUCGCCCGACCAGCUCGAGGCGCUCGCCGUCGGCGGGAUGAACGUGGCCCGCCUCAACAUGUGCCACGGGGACCGGGAGUGGCACCGGGCCGCCAUCCGCGCCGUCAGGAGGCUCAAUGAGGAGAAGGGAUUCGCCGUCGCCGUCAUGAUGGACACCGAGGGCAGCGAGAUCCACAUGGGCGACCUCGGCGGCGCGUCCUCGGUCAAGGCGGAGGAUGGAGAAGUAUGGACGUUUAGCGUUAGAUCAUUUGAACUGCCUCUCCCAGAACGAACUAUUAAUGUGAACUAUGAUGGAUUUGCUGAAGAUGUGAGAGUUGGUGAUGAGCUUCUUGUGGAUGGUGGAAUGGCUCAGUUUGAGGUGAUUGAGAAGAUAGGACCAGAUGUUAAGUGCCGUUGCACAGAUCCUGGUUUAUUGUUGCCACGUGCCAAUCUUACAUUCUGGCGUGACGGCAGUAUCGUCCGUGAGAGGAAUGCUAUGCUUCCUACAAUUUCAUCAAAGGAUUGGCUUGACAUAGACUUUGGAAUUGCCGAAGGUGUAGAUUUCAUCGCUGUUUCAUUUGUCAAGUCUGCAGAAGUAAUUAAACACUUGAAAAGCUACAUAGCUGCAAGGGGCCGUGGCAGUGAUUUAGCAGUCAUUGCAAAAAUUGAGAGCAUUGACUCUUUAAAGAACCUGGAGGAGAUCAUCCGUGCAUCAGAUGGUGCCAUGGUAGCCCGAGGGGAUAUGGGGGCACAGGUUCCCUUGGAGCAGGUCCCCUCAAUACAACAAAAGAUAGUUCAACUGUGCAGGCAGCUUAACAAGCCAGUCAUUGUUGCUUCUCAGCUUCUCGAAUCGAUGAUAGAGUAUCCCACACCCACCAGGGCCGAAGUUGCAGAUGUUUCUGAAGCUGUCCGCCAGCGAGCUGAUGCUCUAAUGCUUUCUGGCGAGUCUGCAAUGGGGAGGUACCCGGAUAAGGCUCUUAGUGUUCUAAGGAGCGUUAGCCUAAGGAUUGAAAAGUGGUGGAGAGAGGAGAAGCGUCAUGAGGCCCUGGAACUUCAAAGUGUUUCAUCUUCCUUCUCUGACAAGAUAUCAGAAGAGAUCUGCAACUCAGCAGCUAAAAUGGCUAAUGGCUUGGGAGUAGACGCCGUUUUUGUUUUCACCAAGACUGGCCACAUGGCCUCCCUGCUCUCGCGGUGCCGCCCCGACUGCCCAGUUUUCGCCUUCACAACCUCGACGUCUGUCAGGAGACGGCUGAACCUCCAGUGGGGCCUGAUCCCCUUCCGCCUCAGCUUCUCCGAUGACAUGGAGAGCAACCUGAACCGCACCUUCUCCCUGCUCAAGGCCAGGGGCAUGAUCCAGUCUGGCGACCUCGUGAUCGCACUCUCAGACAUGCUGCAAUCCAUUCAGGUGAUGAACGUACCCUAA